AAUUUUUCCAAUACUCUGAAUUCUGAAUCUCCAAUUUAAUCGCGUGUUCAGCUAGAUGCUCGUCUCACGAAGUGAGCAUGCCUCAACCAAGCCAGGGAGUACAAGGAUCUGAAAGAGUUAUCCCCACGAAUGAACACUACGCUUAUUCAACACGCCCUCCUAGCCAGGAUGGGCUUUCAGCGGCUUCCUACGGUGUCUUGAAGCCCCAACAGAUAACCAUGGUUGCUAUUGGCGGUGCUAUCAAUACAGGUUUGACGAUCUGCGCAGGGAAUGCACUGUCCAAAGCAGGUCCUGCAUCAAUUUUGAUCUCCUAUACAUGUGUUGGGAUAGUUGUCUACUUGGUUCUCUGCGCUCUAGGUGAGGUGGCCUCGUGGUCUCCUGAGCCAUCCAUGACGGACCAUGCGACUAGACUCUGUGAUCCUGCGCUUGGGUUCACUCUGGGAUGGAUAUACUGGUUCAAGUUCAUGGUCGUCAUCCCUAACCAGCUGGCAGCAGGGGAGUUGCUGAUAGCCUACUGGCAAGAUAACGAAGCGAAAUACUCGGUUUUUUGGACUACGGCCUUUUUAGGGGUCAUCAUAGCCGCCAAUUCCAUGUGCGGUCGAUAUCUAGGGAAGUACGAAGUCAUCUUGUCAUUCUUCAAGGUCCUGGUGAUGUCAGGGCUUAUGGCUCUAUCUAUUGUCCUUGCACUUGGAGGGGGCCCAGAUCGCGAUAUGAAAGGCUUCCGCUACUGGAGAGACCCUGGGGCCUUCGCUAAUGGAACAGGGGGUGCUGUGGCAGGUACCGUCCGUGCUAUUUGCAGAACAGUCCCAUCCGCUACGCUCGCCUAUCUUGGAAGUGAGUUGAUGGGAAUGACGAUCCUGCGCACACCAAACCCCCGAAAAGCGGCAGGACGGGCGAUCAAGGUGACCUUCUAUCGCAUCUUGGUUUUCAAUAUUGUCAACAUAACGCUCUUAGGAAUUCUUGUUCCCCAUGACACCCACAUGCUAGCAUUUUCCCACAAUACGCCCCAGCAUCGGACAGCCUCGGCUUUCGUAGCUGUUGCUCAAUCAGCCGGCCCUUCGGUAAUUCCACACAUCCUAAACGCCUGUCUUUUGCUAUUCGUGCUAUCGGCUGCAAACCAGGCUCUUCAAAUGGCAAGCGUAACACUACAGGGUCUUUCAUUGGACAAGAAUGCCCCUCUCUUCCUGUGCCGUACUAAUAGGCGAGGAACUCCCAUCUAUUCGUUGGGUACAUGCUCUGCUUUGGCGUGUUUGGCGUACCUGAAUAUCUCCAGUGGCUCUAAGAGACUGUUUGAAUACUCGGUCAACCUGGUUUCCAUGUUCAGUAUCCUGACGUGGGCUUCAAUCCUCGUGAUCCAUUUCUCUUUCAUUCGAGCAAGAAAGGCUCAAAAGAUCACUGAUGAGGUCUUGUCCUUCAGAGCGCCCCUUGGGCUGUUCGGAUCGUGGGUUGCACUGGUAGCAUGCGUAUUUGUCACGGUCAUACGUGGGCUCGACUUUGUCGACCCAGAAUAUUACCCCAAAGGGAUCGAUCGCAGCAUGGCAUUCGUGACCUCCUAUAUAGGCAUUCCACUCUAUAUCACGCUCGUGAUUGGGUAUAAGAUCGGCACCAAAAGCAAGCAUGUACAACCACAGGAUGUUGAUAUGGGAUCCUUGACACCCAUACCAGAGCCGCACUCCGCAGAUGUGAAUACCGUGGGACAAGAAGGGCCCUAUUCAGUCCCAUCGGUCCGGACGUAG
Molecule: messenger RNA, 1736 nt
Organism: Aspergillus neoniger CBS 115656
Lineage: Eukaryota; Fungi; Ascomycota; Eurotiomycetes; Eurotiales; Aspergillaceae
Product: putative amino acid permease
Exons: 5
Coding region: 78-1736 (552 amino acids)
Biological process (GO): amino acid transmembrane transport
Cellular component (GO): membrane
Molecular function (GO): amino acid transmembrane transporter activity
Source: RefSeq, a predicted model, not a curated record